AUGGCCGCCACUGCUGGGAAUCUUCUCAUAAUUUCUCUGGUCUCCAGUACUCGGCUUCUUCUUAAUUCUCCCAUGUACUUCUUCCUAAGUCACCUGGCUGUAAUUGAUAUCACAAUAACCAUAACCGUCAGCUCAACAAUGCUACCUGCAAUAUGGGAUCAAAGCACUUUAGUGAGCAUUGUUGGUUGCCUCUGCCAGUUCUUUGUGUUUGCCUCCUGCACUUCGAUAGAAUGUUUUCUGCUCACAGUGAUGUCCUACGACAGAUACUUGGCCAUUUGCAGGCCGCUACAUUAUGCAACCAUUAUGAAUUUUACCCUUUGCUGUCAGCUGGCCACUUGCUCUUGGGUUUUGGGCUUCAUUGUAACACUAAUAAUUGUUGUUAUGGUAAACAAUUUAAUAUUGUGUGGCCCAAAUAUAAUUGACCAUAUCUUUUGUGACCUUGAUCCUCUUCUGAAACUGUCAUGCUCUGAUACCACCGUGGUUCAAAUGACCCUCAUUUCUUUAGGUGUCCCUGAAACUGUUAUGGAACCUGCAUUUAUUAUAACAACCUAUGUCUGUAUAUUUCUCACUAUACUUAGGAUCCCAUCAUUAACUGGUAGAGAGAAAGCCUUCUCCACUUGUAGCUCCCACUUAACUGUAGUGUGCACAUAUUAUGGGACUCUCAUUGCCAUUUAUAUCACACCUUCUAGAGGUCACACACGGAACAUAAGCAAGUUCCUAUCUCUUCUGUGCACAGUUGUGUCGCCGUUAUUCAAUCCUGUCAUCUAUAGCCUGAAGAACAAUGAAAUGCAAACAGCAUUGCGAAAAUGUUUUCAGAAGUUUAAUGGGGUUAUUUACUAA
Messenger RNA from Xenopus laevis (African clawed frog), 840 nucleotides. Its product is annotated as olfactory receptor 11A1. The record is from RefSeq and is a predicted model, not a curated record. The coding region runs from base 1 to 840 and encodes 279 amino acids. The transcript has a single exon. NCBI's taxonomy places the organism in Eukaryota, Metazoa, Chordata, Amphibia, Anura, Pipidae.